Molecule: messenger RNA, 4578 nt
Organism: Micropterus salmoides (largemouth bass)
Lineage: Eukaryota; Metazoa; Chordata; Actinopteri; Centrarchiformes; Centrarchidae
Gene: slc24a2b
Product: solute carrier family 24 member 2
Exons: 9
Coding region: 195-2075 (626 amino acids)
Biological process (GO): intracellular calcium ion homeostasis; long-term synaptic potentiation; long-term synaptic depression
Cellular component (GO): membrane
Molecular function (GO): calcium channel activity; calcium, potassium:sodium antiporter activity
Source: RefSeq, a predicted model, not a curated record
GGAAGCCUUUGAAUGGGCUGGAUCCUGGAAUCACACUGCAGGGCUUCCAUUGUUGUUAGACUGGGAAGCAGCAUGCAAACAAAUCGGUGAACCAUCGCGGCCUGUCAAACCCCCGCCCUCGUAGCCACCAUCAAAGCACCCUUGGGGGGGAUUCCAUACACAUCCACUCUGCCUGAUAACCUGCGCCAAACACCAUGGAUUUCAUGUUACCCAUAAGAAGUAAAAAAAUUAUGACUUCCUCCGGCUCUGCGCCUCUUCUGGGCCCUCACAGCAGUUGGACCAGGCACCAGUACCAUGGUGUCAAAAGAAAGCUGCGGCCCGGACGGAUUCUGGGCUUCAUUAUCAGCCUGCUGGUGGUCUGCACAGUCUUCUCAUGGAGUGCCUUGUCGCUGGCUACAACAGUGGCCAAGGAGCUGGAGUCGGUCGUUGAGGGCUCACCUGAGGCAGCAGUGCCCCAAAGAACUCUGCUGCAGCACCAAAACCUCUCAGUCGCACUAGAGGACACACCACUGGCCAUGCAAUCGGCUGAUUUAGAGAUGAAUCAUGGGGACUACCCAACGGACUACUUCAGUGUGGAGGACAGACGCAAGGGCUAUGUGGUUUUUCAUAUGUUUGGCAUGUUGUACAUGUUCAUAGCCUUAGCCAUUGUCUGCGAUGAGUUCUUUGUUCCUGCUCUCACUGUAAUCACAGAGAAGCUGCAGAUUUCUGAUGAUGUAGCAGGAGCCACUUUCAUGGCGGCAGGUGGCUCAGCCCCAGAGCUCUUCACCUCAGUCAUAGGAGUCUUCAUCUCCCACAGCAAUGUGGGUAUCGGUACCAUUGUGGGCUCUGCCGUCUUCAACAUCCUGUUUGUGAUCGGGAUGUGCGCCCUGUUCUCCAAAGAGGUGCUGAACCUCACCUGGUGGCCUCUGUUUAGAGAUGUCUCGUUCUACAUCAUUGGCUUGCUCAUGCUCAUCUAUUUCUUUCUGGAUAAUGAAAUCACGUUGGGGGAAAGUAUCGGCCUGUUGAUGUGCUACAGCUUCUAUGUGACAUUCAUGAAGUUCAAUGCCAAAGUAGAAAUUGUCAUCAAGGGCUUUUUGGGCAGCAACCAGGUGGACGAGCUGGAGGCUGCACCAAAGGCAAAUGCACCUGGAGAUGACGAAAACAAGCUGACGGCCAAACCCAGGCUGCAGAGGGAAGGCAGCUGUGCCUCUCUACACAACUCACUGAUGAGAAACAGCAUCUUCCAGCUCAUGAUCCACACACUGGACCCCCUGAGUGACGAAGGUAUGGAACGUUUCAAAGAAAAGGCGUCGAUUCUUCACAAAAUGGCCAAGCAGAAGUGCAAAGAAGAAGCUGCCAAUGCCAACGGUGUAGCUGAUAAAAACAUUCCCAACAGUUCAAACGUAGCAGUGGAAGUCACACCACCCAACGGUGUUGUAGCAGGAAAUGAGGGUGGUGAGGAAGAUGAUGAUGAAGACCAGCCUCUCAGCCUGGCCUGGCCCGACACCAUCAGGAAACAGAUCACCUAUCUCAUCAUCCUGCCCAUCGUCCUUCCACUGUGGAUGACACUGCCAGACGUCAGGAGAGAGACCUCAAAAAAGUUCUUCGCCAUCACUUUCGUCGGCUCCAUUACUUGGAUUGCUUUCUUCUCCUACCUGAUGGUGUGGUGGGCUCACCAGGUUGGAGAAACUUUCUGGAUCACAGAGGAGAUAAUGGGUCUGACUAUAUUAGCAGCUGGCACUUCGAUCCCCGACCUGAUCACCAGUGUCAUUGUAGCACGAAAAGGCCUGGGUGACAUGGCUGUGUCCAGCUCGGUGGGCUCCAACAUCUUUGAUAUCACUGUGGGUCUGCCAUUCCCCUGGCUCAUCUACAACAUUGUCAACGACUUCAAGCCGGUACAGGUUAGCAGCAACGGCCUGUUCUGCGCCAUCGUCCUCCUCUUCCUCAUGCUGCUCUUCGUCAUUAUAUCCAUCGCGGCUUGCAAGUGGAGAAUGAGCAAGAUUCUGGGCUUACUCAUGUUCUUGCUCUACUUCGUCUUCCUCAUCGUCAGCGUCAUGCUGGAGGACAAAGUCAUCGUCUGCCCCAUUACCAUCUGAGAGAGAGCGACUCCUACUGAUUGUCAGAAAGCAGAAACUGAGCAUUAUUGUGCUCAGGUGUAACAUGAUUUACAAUAGGAAUGGAAAAGCCUGCUCUCGCAGACACAGUCUCUUAUUUGUCUCACGUACAUACAAAGUAGACGACUGCAUACACACACACACACACACACACACACACACACACACACAUAUACAUACAUACAAGUUGUAGCACUGACUUAAAUCAGUCUGCGAAAUUCAGACCGGUGCAUCACAGCCGCCCAGCAGCCUCACACCAGCAUGGACGUCAUUAACAGACUUUUUGCCACCCAAUAGGAGGGACUCCUCUCUCUUUGCACCAUGUGACUACAUUCAGAAGCCACUAUUGGUUGAAACCUGCUGAAAGCAACUGAUGGACAAGUUGUGUGAAUGCCACCUGUGGAUGGGAGUUUCAGUUGAAGAUCACCAGAGAUUUGUGUUUUUUGAACUAAAGGACUGCGCUGCAGUAUAAGAAGUACCUCCGCUACUCAUGCACUUAAGCAAAUGAGCUGGAUAUGGGGCUCAAAGAGACUUUAUUUUUGUUUUAAAGGGCAGCAAAGCUCUGGGGAGAUUCUGUGUGUCAUGGGAGUCGUGGGGGAAAAGAGAAGGAUCCACGGCAGCACAUAAAUGUGAUAGAUGCAUAAUAUACCUUUAGAUUUUAACCACCUGUAUAAGUUCGCAAUGUCCUCGAAAGAGAAACAUCCAGUGUUGAUAACUUGUGUGUUUUCACAUACAGUACAUUGCAUUAAGGACACAUUUGGCAGAAAUUGUUACUUUAUAUCCCAUUCAUGAAUAUCUAUAAGAGGAUACAUUAAAUGCUAAAUAGUUAGAGUGUACACAGAUAGACUUAACCAAGAUUAAACUGGCUAAGGUGUCAUGCUCAAUACGUCUGUUCAUAUCUGUUUAUCCCCACUAUCAUAUUUGGGUUUUUCAUAUAAUAAGUUUGUGAGUGUGACUUUUUCUGUUCCGUCUGCCUUUACAUGCACCACUUUAGAGAGAGAUUACUUCAGUAUUCUGACUAAAACUGGACGAUUUUUUGUGCAUGGAACUGUAAUAAAGAGGCCAGUGUCACAUUUCCUAGUAGAUUAUGCAGCGUUCUCUAUUGUGUUUUACUUGUUAAACUCAAAAGUUUUUUUUCAAAUUACGGUAUGUAUUUAUAAAAAGGAGUGUUCAAUAUGAAAACUUAUGAUCCGGUUACUUCUGUAAUGUUUUGCUGUAAAACUACUCAUGUACUGUAUAACAUGUGUAUAUACAUAUACAUGUAUAUGAAAGGAAAUUAUAGCAAUAUUUUUGCUGUGAACUUUGAUCCUCAUUCAAACAGGCUUAAAACAGAGCCAUUGUUGCUAUGUUCACACUACUUUGUGUGUCACAUUAAAUCAUAGAUUGAAAAUAUUACAAGAAACAUAAAAUGUGCCCAUAUUUUUAUCCAGAGAUUCAGUUUGUGACAUAUUGUAUUUUUUGCAGUUUAGUUUUACUCACAUCCCAAAUGGCAUGUAAUUUAUAAUCACUACGGUCCUGCUGUAACAGAAAAUAUUAACAAUAUUAUUGUUAUAAUUUUUAUUGAUGUGAGGCAAAUGUACUAGCGACCUCAUCGUCCCACCAAAUAUGCUGUCAAUGCCAUCCAUCUUGUCUUUGUCAGAGGAACCACCUGUUGCAGACUGAUCUGCGUGACUGCCCUUUUACAAGCUAUAAUGCAUAUCAUUAUUCAUCAGUCAUUCAUUUUCCUUGUGUUGCCUGCUUUCUAUGUUAAAUAUAUGAAGUAGAGCUGAACGUGGGCAAUAUCUUGUAUUUUAUUCUCCCAGCACUGUUGGAGAAAUGCUAGACAUCCAUGAAUAACUUCCUCCAAUGCUUUUUAUUUCUAAAGUAAUGUUAAAAGGUUAAGGUGUUACUGUACAACCUCAAAAUGGAAAUAAAUAAAUAAAUGCGAAAGACGCUGUACUGCUUCAACAUUUUUUGGAAUUUUUAUAUGCUAUAUUUGUUUUCCAAGAACACACCGUUUUACUCAGGUGUAAAUGUGUUUCUUUUUGUUCUUAGGUUUAACAAAGACAGUUUUUAGAUAAACAGAUCUGAUUCAUCUGUUUAGAUGGCCAUGAAAAUAUCAGUUCACACUCAAAUGGUUAAAAAUUAUUUUGUGUCACAAUUUUAACCCAACCGAUUUUUUUUUAUCGUUGUGUUUUCAUAAAUUGCAACUUUUACUUUUGUCCAAAUGAAUAUAGAAAGAAUUUCCAUAAAAUUGACCCCAAACUAUGCUCUAUCUUGCAAUAUUAAAAAUAUGUGUUUCAUUGUGCAUUUAUGUGUAUAAAAGAUUUGUAAACUGUUUGUGUCCUGUGUGUAAUCAUAGUCAACACAUAGUUUACAGGCCUCAACACAACCUUUAUUCUCAGACUCUAGAUUUAGUCUGUCUCUGCAGUAUCAUUUCUAAAUCUGUCUCGCUCUGAUGGAUCAUGUGCAUGUGAGGAAUGUGUGUAUGAAUGAGUGCAUUUAG